AUGUAUCUAGGGCUUCGAGGACCCUCCCUUGUUGCCGCUAUAGGAUUUUGCUGUGGAAGUGGGUUUUUGCUAUUGGGAUAUGACCAAGGUGUGAUGGGCGGAGUUGUUGGAUACUCCGGGAAUACAUUCGCACAGGUUUUUGAUAAUCCGAACCCAACAGUAACUGGCCUAAUGGUCAGUCUUUAUGAGGUGGGCUGCAUGUUUGGGUCCAUCAUAAUUAUCUUUUGGGGAGACAAUCUCGGUCGGCGAAUGUCCCUGGUCAUUGGUGGUUUCAUCGUCAUUCUUGGGACGGUCAUUCAAGCUUCAUCUUUUUCUCGAGUGCAAUUUAUUGUCGGAAGAAUAGUGGCGGGCCUGGGAAACGGAAUGAAUACAAGUACCCUCGGCACAUAUCAAUCGGAAACCUGCCCUGCCAAGAAUCGGGGCAGAGUGGUGACAUGUGAGGGCAUCAUGGCAAUUGGAGGUGUCUGGAUCUCAUACUGGUUGGACUUUGGCAUGUCAUAUGCAAAGUCUACGGUACAAUGGAGACUUCCGCUUGCUGUGCCGGCUAUUUUUGCUUUGGCCAUGUCGGGAGUUGCAUUUUUCAUGCCAGAAUCCCCUCGUUGGUUAGCAUUGAAGAAUCGAGACGAUGAGGCUAAGGAGGUUUUGGCUGCACUAGCCGGUGAAGAUGUUCGCACCGACGACGAGUCCAUUCUCGAAAUGCACAACACCAUUCGACAAGCAAUUGACUAUGAAACUCACAUGAGUGGGGAAUUCAGCUUUCGUGAGCUUUUUACCGGAGGGGAGCUACAAAAUUUCCGACGUAUCUGCCUCUGCUUCGGAAUACAACUCAUGGAGGAAAUGGGUGGAAUCAAUUUGAUCACUUAUUACAUGAGUAACGUUUUUCUCCAAAUCGGCACUGGUCACUUUUUGGCUUUACUACUUUCCGGAAUCAACUCGACUACUUAUUUCAUUUCUUCGUUUGUGCCUAUCUGGCUGAUCGAUCGGUUUGGAAGAAAGUCCCUACUCAUUUAUGGUACGAUUGGCAUGAUGUGCAUGAUGAUAAUGCUCACAAUAUCACUGAGCUUUGGCCCUGCGAACUUCACAGCAGGUAUUUUCGCGAUUCUUUCGAUAUUCCUUUUCAAUAUAUUUUAUGCAACGGGCGGAUGGAUGGCUACCCCCUUCCUAUAUCCCUCUGAAAUUUCUACGCUGCGUCUUCGCUCAAAGGGUUCAGCUAUUUCUGUUCUGUCGAAGUGGAUGUUCAAUUUUCUGGUAGUGAUGAUUUCACCGGUCGCCAUGGCAAAUAUAGGGUGGCGAACGUAUAUCAUUUUCGCAGUCUUGAAUUUUGUGUUCAUUUUUGUUUUGUUCUUCUUUUACCCCGAGACGAAAGGGCUCGAGCUUGAGCAAGUCGACAAAAUCUUUACCGGGGGUGACCCAAUCACCCGUGGUGCCAUUGGUAUGCGUCGCCCUCUCGGAGCUGAGAAUCAUCAACCAAGUCAAGAUUUCCUGGAUAAAUCUGGCCAUGAUCUUUCGAAACAUAUCGAGGAUGUGGGAAAGAGUUCAGAGGUCUAA
Messenger RNA from Penicillium manginii, 1548 nucleotides. Its product is annotated as sugar porter family MFS transporter. Gene Ontology annotation, molecular function: carbohydrate:proton symporter activity. Gene Ontology annotation, cellular component: membrane. NCBI's taxonomy places the organism in Eukaryota, Fungi, Ascomycota, Eurotiomycetes, Eurotiales, Aspergillaceae. The transcript has 2 exons. Gene Ontology annotation, biological process: carbohydrate transport; transmembrane transport. Bases 1 to 1548 code for a protein of 515 amino acids. The record is from RefSeq and is a predicted model, not a curated record.